UCUUUGUGCACAAAAUUUCCGUGUCUCUUUGUUCUCAUAAAUUGUUAUCUUCAUUUGCAUCCAUACAAGAACGAUCGUGAUGGAGAUUGUGGAGCCUAACACGUGCAUUCGGGGUUGCUGCACCAGCUCCUCUAUCCCUCUGCAUCUCCCUCCUUCCUCCUAUACUCUUCUUUCACCUAUUGCCCGAGGGGCUGAGAGUGCUGUUUAUGAAGGGAUUUUGGAUGGCAAGAAGGUUGCUGUGAAGAAACCCAUCUUGUCUGUUUCUGAAGACAUUAACAAGUUUCAUAAAGAAUUGCAAUUGCUAUGCAAGCUAGAUCACUCGGGAAUAGCAACACUUAUUGCCGCGCAUGCAAAACCACCCAAUUACAUGUUUUUCUUCAAGUUAUAUGAAUCAUCAAAUCUCUCACAGAAGUUACAUGUAGAAGAAUGGGCCCCGACUAUCAAUCAUGCGCUUGUGAUAGCAAUGCAGUUAGCAAAGGCUUUGCAAUAUCUGCAUAACCUCGGGAUUGUACAUAGAGAUGUGAAACCAGCAAAUAUUCUUCUUGACAAAAAUCUUUGUCCACAUCUCACAGAUUUUGGUUUGGCUGAGUACAAGAAUGAUAUUAAGAGAGUUUCUCUUGAGAAUUGGAAGUCUUCUGGAAAACCUACUGGUGGUUUUCACAAAAAGAAUAUGGUUGGAACACUCGUUUACAUGGCACCUGAGAUAUUAAGAAAGGAGUUACACACCGAUAAGUCAGAUGUAUACAGUUUUGGGGUAUCAAUCAAUGAACUCCUUACUGGUGUUGUGCCAUAUACCGAUCUUCGUGCAGAAGCACAGGCCCACACAGUGCUUGAGAUGAACUAUACUGAGCAGCAACUAAUAGAAGCUGUUGUUUCUGAUGGAUUACGGCCAGUCCUUGCCAGUAAGGAUUUUGGUAUACCAUCAAGAUUAUUAUCUAUGAUACAGAAGUGUUGGGAUACAAAUCCUAAAAGUAGACCUUCCAUUGAUGAUAUUGUCAAGGAACUUGAUUUUAUCAUUGAGCACAGGAGGAAAAAGAAGGUAGAAGAUAUGCACAUCAGAGCUUGUAACCUGCAUGUCGAUAAACUGGUGGAGGAAACUCACCUUCAGGCUUAUCAAGAGACUAUUAGCUGGUCGACUCAAGGUGAACUUUUGGCCAGUGCAUCCCGUGACACUGAUUCUGGUUUGAGCACAUGGCUUGAGUCUUACGGUGAGCCUUUGGCAUACAUUCCAAGACUCUCAUGGGGAUCUUAUGCUACCUGUGGGAGAAGGGAGACUAUGGAGGACACACAUUUCAUUCUGCCCCAUAUUUGCAAUGAAAAUGAUGUCUAUGCUUUUGGUAUCUUUGAUGGCCACAGAGGUGCAGCAGCUGCUGAGUUUUCUUCUAGAGCUGUACCAGCAGUUUUACAAACUUUAGGUUUUAAGAGGAGCCCUGCUGAUGCGCUAGUGGAAGCAUUCCUUAGGACAGAUGCUGCCUUCAUAAAAGAGCUUGAUUCUUUUCGCAAAUCCAACAGAUAUAUUCAGAAGGAUUGGCAUCCUGGUUGUACUGCAAUUACUGCUCUAGUAGUUAGGAACAGGCUAUUUGUUGCUCACAUUGGUGAUUGCAGGGCAAUCUUAUGUCGUGCUGGUAAUCCCAUUGCUCUAACUGAGGAUCAUGUCGCUAGCCGUCUUCAAGAGAGAGAGCGUGUUAUUCGUUAUGGGGGCCAUGUACAUUGGCAAAUUGAUACCUGGAGAGUUGGUCUUCCUGCACUUCAGGUUACACGUUCUAUUGGCGACGAUGACCUGAAGCCUGCUGUAAUUGCAGAACCUGAGGUAACAGAGAGCAACUUAAGUGCAGAGGAUGAAUUUCUGGUUAUGGCUAGCGAUGGCCUCUGGGAUGUUAUGAGCAGUAUGGAGGUGAUAGAUAUAAUAAACAAGACUGUUAAAGAGCCUGGAAUGUGUUCUAAGAGGUUGGCUACUGAAGCAGUAGAACGUGGCAGCAAAGAUAAUAUUACAGUUAUUGUCGUUUUCUUACGUCCAGUAUCUACAGCAGAGAGAAUUUAUUAGAUUUCUUUUUAUUCUAAUUGAAACUUGUCAAAUAUGGAAUAUGUAACUUGUUAAUUAAGUACACUUGGCUUGUCCCAGAAGGUUAGCUCAAGUGGUAAGAGCUAGGGGACAUAAGGUGUUGGUUUUGACAAUUUGGGCUAUCCCCUCCUUUAUCUCUGCUCUUUAUGAUUAAAAUUAUUGUACAAAUAGGGAGAUGAAUGGGUGGGUUUCCAGCGAAGCUAUGCUUGGAGGAGUGUUUGGGGCAUUAGAAAUCAAUGUUAUUAAACUCGAUUUGGUUUGGUGA
Messenger RNA from Lotus japonicus, 2327 nucleotides. Its product is annotated as protein kinase and PP2C-like domain-containing protein. The transcript is spliced from 12 exons. The record is from RefSeq and is a predicted model, not a curated record. Gene Ontology annotation, biological process: protein phosphorylation; protein dephosphorylation. Bases 80 to 2044 code for a protein of 654 amino acids. Gene Ontology annotation, molecular function: ATP binding; protein serine/threonine phosphatase activity; protein kinase activity. Lineage: Eukaryota; Viridiplantae; Streptophyta; Magnoliopsida; Fabales; Fabaceae. Gene Ontology annotation, cellular component: cytosol; nucleus.